Messenger RNA from Phymastichus coffea, 3457 nucleotides. RefSeq names its product transient receptor potential cation channel protein painless (gene pain). Gene Ontology annotation, molecular function: monoatomic ion channel activity; protein binding. Bases 658 to 3369 code for a protein of 903 amino acids. The transcript is spliced from 6 exons. NCBI's taxonomy places the organism in Eukaryota, Metazoa, Arthropoda, Insecta, Hymenoptera, Eulophidae. Gene Ontology annotation, biological process: transmembrane transport; monoatomic ion transport. The record is from RefSeq and is a predicted model, not a curated record. Gene Ontology annotation, cellular component: membrane.
UCGGUGUCACUUGUUCAUCUCUCUCUCUCCUUCUCUCUCUCUCUCUCUCUCUCUCUCUCUCUCUCGUGCGCGCAUUGCCAAUUGCCAGAUUGCCUGCGUCGUCGAUCCCGGGGCUUCCGAUGGCAUUGGCGCUCUCUGAGUUAUACGCAGUAUACAAUGUGGUGCUGAGUAGGCGCUAAUCGAAAACUGCCCGCAGCAGAAAAGCAGAAGCGGGCGCUGUACGUAAAUGGUGCUGCAGAUAGUUGCAGCGACAGCGCGUGUGGCGCGCACAGGAAACGCUCAUUCGGGCCAGCAGCCUUGUUACGGAGGCGCGGCUCUGACUUUGGUUCGUGCUCGUUGUCUUCGCACUAUUCCUUCGACUCGGUUGGCAUUUUCAAAACAAAAAACCGUCGCGCGUUAACCAACAAACCAAAGCAAGCAGUCCGUCAGCGGACCAGCGCGCGCCGAGAGAGGGGCCCAAUUGCCGAGUUUGUCAGACGGAAGAGCAGCAGCCGCCUAUACAGAUCGGCAUUUUUUGCCCGAGCCGCGCCAGUGACAUCAUCAAUGCCAUCGGUGCGAGCAUCAGUAGCGUACAGUCGGGCGCCGUAGUCGUCUCAAGGGACACUCCACAGCUCAGUUCGCAACGGUGACGAUACUCGCCGGGAAAGGCAACCGACAAUGGACGCGGACGAAGAAACGGUGGAAAUGGCACUGCUGCAGGAGCAGAGCUUCGGCGAGUACAGAGGCCUGCUGCAGCUGAUGGACAAUCGUCAGCUGGCGGCCUUCAAGAGCCUGGUGCACCGCGCCUUGAAAAAGGAGCCGCCGGCGAUCGACCUCGACCACGUAAUGGCCCACCCGGUCUCCAUGAGCUUCCUCGACAAGGCGGCCAGCGAGAACCUCGCCGACUUUGUCGAGUUUCUGCUGGAAGUCGGGGCCGAGCCCAACAGAGCGAAUCCGGAGCACGAUCGGGCUCCGAUACACUUUGCCGCCGAGAGGGGCAACGUGGAGGCCCUCGCCGCGCUCACUAGGCACCAGGCCAUCAACCCCAAUCUCCUCGCCGGCCAAAUGACUGCGCUUCACUACGCCGUCAAGGCUGAUUGCGAGAUGUGCGUGAGGCUGCUGCUCGACGCCGGAGCGAGUCCAAAUAUACCGAACAGCAAGGGCGUUACUGCCCUGCACUCUGCCGCGGAAAGAAACAGCCGCAACAUGGUCCAGAUCAUUCUCGACCACAGUAAAAUACUUGACUUGGACACUUACAGGGAUCGACGGAAAGAAACGGCUCGGUCGUUGAUCGAGCAGAAGUUCCCCGACAUACAACUGCCAGCGGAGUCGGAGAAGCCGGACACGGCCACGUUGCUGCGCUACUAUCUGACGGCCAACGACGAGGGCAACUUCCUGAAGAAGCUGGCGGAGCUGAAGGAGUUCGAGGGCCCGGAGAGCCUCGCGGAGCUGCUGCGGCUGAGCGUAGAGCGCAACCUGAGCGCCGCGACGGACGCGCUGCUGAGCCGCGAGGGCGCCGAGAACGUGAGCCUGUGGGCGUUGGCCAAGCUGGCCGUCGAGCGCGCCCAUCCCGAGCUGCUGGAGAAGCUGCUGGCCAGGAGCCCGGGGAUGGCCAGCCGGCUGCUGCUGCCCGCCAGCCAGGAGCUCGGCAGCCCCGGCGGCAGCGCGCGCGACCGCCUCAAGUGCCUCCAUCUCGUGCUCGACCAGCCCGAGGUGGACGUUCGCCAGGAGGACGACAAAGGCAACGGCGCGCUGCACUACGCGGCCAGGGCCGAAUGCUGGGAGGCGGUGAGGCGCCUGCUGAGACUCGGCUGCUACAUCGGCCACGCGAAUAGCUUCGGUGCGCCGCCGCUGGCGCACAUCGCGGCGGGCGUGCUGGAGGAGCACCUCGACGCCUGCCUGUCCAGCACGAACGAGCGCACCGAGGAGUACGAGAUCGUCAUGGACUACCGCAACCUCGUGCCGCACGACACCGAGUGCGGCGCCGUCGAGGAUCGCUUCGAGCGCCGGCGGCGCAGCUCGCGCGCCAGGCCCGGGCUCUGCAGCGAGACCGAGGCGCUGCUUUACGUCGCCGAAAGCAAGAGCCUGCGGCACCUGCUCAAGCACCCGCUGCUCGCCUCCUUCCUCUACCUCAAGUACCUGCGUAUCAGGCACGUUCUCUACGUCAAUUUCCUGCUCUACUUCGUGUUCUACUGCUUGCUCGUGGCCUACAUUUAUGUCAUCACCAGCGACGCGCCCGAACCCCAAGCAGCCGGCGCGGACAACGCGAGCGACGCGACGGCGAGCGCAGAGAGCUUGGAGGACCGCUGGCAGAGCCACCCGGUGCUCUCGGCGCUGGUGGCGCUGUCGCUGACGUACCUGGUGGUGCGGGAGUCGCUGCAGCUGCUGUCCGGACCCGUGGGCUACCUGCUCAACCCAGAGAACUGGCUGGAGCUCGGCCUCGUCGGGAUGACGCUGGCGCUGCUGCUCGGCGCCGGCCGGGAGAUCGGCGCCCUGGCCAUUCUGCUGUCGACGUGGGAGCUGGUGAUCCUGAUGUCUCAGCACCCACGCAUGGCCACCGACAUCGAGAUGUUCAAGACGGUCACCGUCAACUUCACCAAGUUCCUGUUCCUCUACGUCUUCCUCAUAUUGGCGUUCGCCUGGGCGUUCUACGUGCUGUUCAAGGGCGACGACAACUUCCCGCACCCGCUGGGCUCGCUCUUCAAGACCAUCGUCAUGCUCACCGGCGAGUUCGACUCGGGCGAGCUGCAGUUCGGCCUCUACCCGGUGCUCAGCCGGCUGGUCUUCAUCGGCUUCAUCUUCCUCAUAGUGAUCAUCCUGCUGAACCUGCUGAACGGGCUGGCGGUCAACGACACCGCAGAGAUCCUGUCGGAGGCGGAGCUGGUGACGCUGGUGUCGCGGGCGCGCCUCGUCGCCUACGCCGAGCGCAUGGUCGUGGGCGGGCCGCUGUCGCCCAGCUCGAUCGGCCUGGGCUGCUGCCUCGAGCCCGCGCCCAGCGCCUCCAGACUAGGCGGCCUCGCGCGGGCCCCCGUGCGCUUCGUCGCGCGCCGCAUCCUGCUGUUCCCACGCUACCUGCCGCACGCGCGCAUCAGCGUAAAACCGCUCAAGAGCUACGAGAUCACGCUGCACGGCCGAGCGCGCACCGGCAACCGCUGCUCCAGCCUCACCAUGGACCCCGUCCUCGCACAGCGGGCCAAGCAAGUGCUCGCCGACCGAGAUCAGAAGGGCGCCGAGGACAAGGUCAUGGAGCACCUCGACACCAUGGAAGCUCGCUUCGACGCUCUGGAGGCCGCAAUCAGGCAGGUCGCUCUGUCCCUCGCCGCUCUGCGGCCUCGGCCCGCUUCUACGGAGGACCGAUCGACGGAACCUUCGUUCUACUCGCCCACUUAAAGCUCGUAGCCUCUGUCAUACUUAUUUUUAAGCUCUUUUCAAAGCAACAAACGCUGUACUGCUGUACUAUAGAAUCUUCUUUGAGAGC